CAUGUCCGGGUUGACACGACAGCCGUUAGCUCUAGCUUUGGUCCAACAGCUAGGAACCGACAUGAAGAUUUUAAUGUUUUCUCUGAAACUAUGACACGAAUCUGUGUUUUUUUAAAUAAUUGUGUUAUUGAAAGUCUGUUCUGUGUCGCCUGUGAGUCUGACACUUGAAGUUUAAAAGCCCUGGAUCAGUUAAAGCGGAGCUACAUAUCCAGCUAGCUCAUCUUAUUAUUUUUACUUUCUCUUUUUGUGAUGGACGGAGAUUUGCUGCUCGCCAUCCAGCUUCAGGAGCAGUUUAACAAUGAAUACGAGACGUCGUUGUUUUCACCAAACAGCUUCGAGGACUCGGGGGGGCAGAGCAGCAAGAAACGAAAGGUGGAGGUAUCUGUAGGUGGAGGAGGCGGCAGCAGCAGCAGCAGCGGUGUUGUCCCCUACUGGAAGCCGACUGCUCGACCCGAGAGGCCGCUGUCCAUCGUGGAUGAGACCUGGGAGACGCUGGACCCCAGCCCCGAUGUUAGAGCCAUGUUCCUGGAGUUUAAUGACACGUUCUUCUGGGGGAAACUCUGCGGGGUGGAGGUGAAGUGGAGCCCCAGAAUGACACUGUGUGCUGGUGUGUGUUCUUACGAGGGCCGAGGUGGGCUGUGUUCGAUCAGACUGAGUGAGCCUCUGCUGAAGCUCAGACCGAGAAAAGAUCUUGUGCAGACUCUCCUUCAUGAAAUGAUCCACGCGUUGCUGUUUGUGACCCAGAACAACAGAGACAGAGACGGUCAUGGGCCUGAGUUCUGCAAACACAUGAACCGGAUCAACGACGCCACAGGGACAAAGAUUUCUGUCUACCACAGCUUCCACGAUGAGGUCGAUGUGUAUCGGCAGCACUGGUGGAAAUGCGACGGGCCCUGUCAGAACCGCAAACCCUACUUCGGCUUCGUAAAGAGGGCCAUGAACCGGGCUCCCUCCUCCCAGGACCCCUGGUGGGAGGACCACAGGAGGACGUGUGGAGGGACUUACAUCAAGGUUAAGGAGCCCGAAGGAUACGGCAAAAAAGGAAAGAAGGAUGGCAAAAAGGACGGCAAGUCUUUGGAGAAGAAGGGCCCAGGAAAUGGAAAGCCUUCAAGUACAACUGCAGGUUCUGGAUUACAGGACAUCAGAAACAUUAUCCCAUUCAGCGGGAAAGGUUUCCUACUGGGAGGGCAGUCACAGACCUCCACGUCUUCAAAACCACCAGUGCCCGUCUUCUCUCCAAAGAAACUCCUCACGCCUUCACCUCCAGCUAAAAUCUCCCCAGGACUCUCCAACACCUUUACCUCCGUCAGACCGGGUGCCUCCACAUGGCAGAAGCCCCCUGUGAAGAGGUCUGUCAGUAACACGCGGGCUUUUGUCAACAUUAAUGGCUCUCCAGUGAGAAUCUCCAGAGCUCAAGGCGGCGGCGGCAGCAGCAGCCAAGAAGCAAAUCAAAUCAAACAAAAAUCAAUUGAAGACCUCUUUAACCGCACAAACUUCAGGAAGUCACUAAGUCAAACCUCUAACUCAAACACAGAAACUCAAAAAGAUUCACCGAACAAUUCAACGGGUGCUACCUCUGCUUCUUCCUUCUUUUCUAAACAACAAAGUAACAACUCAGCUUCCUCUCCAAAAACAUCCAAACCUAGUCCCAGUAAACCCGGCAGUUCUACGUUUUCCUCAUCAGGAACUAAAGGCAGCCCUGUGAAACCGACACAGUCCAAGUACUUCAAUCAUUCUAACAGUGAGAGCGCAUCAGGGUCCGUCUCGAGGAAGAGGCCGUGGGACGAGCGCAGCAGCUCAGCCAGCAUCUUCGACUUCUUCCAGAAGACGUUAGGCAGCGACUCAGCGGCGUCGAGGGAGUCGGUGAAGACAAAUUCCCCCGCAAUGCAGCAAAGAACUGCCACUGCUACCACCUCCUCCUCCUCCUCCUCCUCCUCUUCUGCUUCUUCUUCAUCAUCCUCCUCCUCCCCUGCAUUGAUGGUCAGCUGUCCUGUGUGCCAAGCAAAGGUGCAGGAGUCAAAGAUCAACGCACAUCUUGAUUCCUGCCUCUCCUAAACAAGGAGACGGGUUAGUGCAGGAAAGAGGACAUUCCAAUAAGACCGACUUCCAAAAUGCCUAAAAAGAGACUUAAGAAAUCUUGCUGUGUUGGGUUUUUCUGAUUUUUAUCUGAAGAUGAUCUAAUACUCCCUUUACGGUUUGACAUCUUGAAAAUUGAGUGAAGAAGCUGAUCUUUUAAGCUGCUUUCACACAUGCACUUCUUAAAAGAAAUUGCAAAUUUUAAGACAGCCCACCCCUGAAAUUUUCCAAACUUUUUAGCCACAUGUCCCCCUCAGACGGGAGGAAGGCUUCUCAGGAGGCAGGAAAUGACGCAAAACUGAUACUGAAGUCCCAAUGUUGACUUGAUAUCCAGUCAUAAUGACAUUUAUUGACUUGUUAUCAAUGCUGCAUGUUAUUAGAUGGAUUCAUGGUGUGAACGGGUUGAGAGGAAAAUAACAAACUGGGGAGCAGAAAAGAGUACGAAGCUGCUUUAUUCUGGUACGACGAUCACACCAGUCACUCACUGGUUGCGUUAUAUAAAUUAUUAACACCUCACCCGCUUGCUAGCUGUGAAUUUUCCUAAAUAUUAUCUGCUGUGUUCACACAUCAGCUCACUCUGACUUCAUGUGGAAAAUGUCCCGGGGAGCCGGCAGGGAAAAGUCCAGGUAAAAUCAGGGUGAAAAAUUAGUCCAAUUGUGUGCACACCUGCAGCUCAGUCUUAAAAAAAUUUAAUUUUCAGGAAUGUUUGUGUAUGUGUGAAUACAGCAUUAGAGAGUUGGACUACAGGUUUGAGUUAUUGUUUUGCUGCAAGAGUGAGAAUUAUUUUCCCCACGAGUGCCUGACACAUUAUUCUCAGACGACAGCAGAGUUUAACAGACGAUGUAUAUUCAUAGACUUUUACUUUCAUACAGAUUCAUUUCAUCAGCUAAAACAAACACAGUUCCAUUUUAUUCUGUCAGAAAUUGAAUCAUCUGAAGUUUACUUUCACACUCGCUGAAAGUCUUACUGGCAGUGUUUCAGGUUAGCAGUUAAUGAGAGUUGAAUGGUGUGAUGUCAAAGCAGACUAAAUAAUGAUUCUUGAACCCAGAAGCUGCUGUGUUAGCAGUCAGCUUAUUUUUGGUUCCUGCAGUGUGUGAUGCCUCCUCCACCUCUAAUCUGCAUCCGCUGCCCUUCAGACAGCAGGAGACGCUGACUGACCUCUGCUGAUCUGCAGGAGUCGGGUUACACUUUAGCAGGCUGUUUAUUUUCUGCACGUCUUCCCGUUUAUACUGCACCCGUCUGCAGUGUGAGGCAGGACUGAAGUAUCUGAUUUUGCCUUUUCUGAAGCAAUCAUGUUCUGAUGUUGAGCUUCUUCUAUCAGAUAUGGUCAAGAACAAUUAAGGAAGCUUUUUUACUUUGAAGGGACUGUGAUUACAAAAUGUCAUAUGUGCUGCUACAACAUGACAGUUUUAUUUCUGUAUGUUCAACUUUUAUAUGUCGAGUUUGUUUUAAAGGACAUUUCUAAAUAUGUUUAACUUUUUAUUGUUGAAUAAAAGUUUUGACCGAUUUUA
Molecule: messenger RNA, 3587 nt
Organism: Labrus bergylta (ballan wrasse)
Lineage: Eukaryota; Metazoa; Chordata; Actinopteri; Labriformes; Labridae
Gene: sprtn
Product: SprT-like N-terminal domain
Biological process (GO): DNA repair
Cellular component (GO): nucleus
Molecular function (GO): single-stranded DNA binding; metalloendopeptidase activity; polyubiquitin modification-dependent protein binding
Source: RefSeq, a predicted model, not a curated record